Aspergillus homomorphus CBS 101889 is the source of this 1434-nucleotide messenger RNA. RefSeq names its product O-methyltransferase. The transcript has 5 exons. The record is from RefSeq and is a predicted model, not a curated record. Bases 1 to 1209 code for a protein of 402 amino acids. Gene Ontology annotation, molecular function: O-methyltransferase activity. NCBI's taxonomy places the organism in Eukaryota, Fungi, Ascomycota, Eurotiomycetes, Eurotiales, Aspergillaceae.
AUGGCGCCCCUCGAUCCUAGCCUCGAUCGCAUCCAGCAGUGUCUCGACGACGUGGUCCAAUCUGCUGGUCAGUACCGUGCACAGUCAACCUCGCUUAGCAGCCAGGAUGCACGGUACGAUCUGAUGGUCAAAGCGAUGCGUCUGGUGCAGACCAUCCGCGGACCCGCCGACUUGGUGUUUGCGAACUUCGAAAAUAUGGCCAAUCUAGGCGCUAUCCGCACGCUGCUUGAAGCGGGCGUAUUUGAUGCCAUCCCCUUGGGGGCCAAGAGCAUGUCGGCCACCGACAUUGCUGCCAAAACGGGCGUGAGUAAAGAGGUCAUAGUGCGCAUGAUGCGGGCUGUCACCCCCCUCGGGCCCUUCCGCGAGACAGGUGAAGAAGAGUACGCCCACACCCCGAACUCGGAGAUCUACCUGGCACCCCAGAUGCGUGCAGUCUUAGGACUAAUGGUAGAUGAAUAUUGCCCCGCUAUGCUGCGCACCCACGAGUUCCUCCGUCGACAUCAAUGGCAAGAUCGGAUCGGCUUACGCAGUAACCCGUACACACUCGUGCACAGCUGCGAGGGGCAGACGAUGUUCGAGCAUGUCUCUCAAAGCCCGGAGCGUCUGACGCGAAUCAACGAUGCGAUGGUCGCCGAGGAUUCUCUGCUGGCGGAGAUCGGGCUGUAUCCCUUCAAGGAGCGGCUAGGAGCGCUCGCUCAAGCGGACCAGCCCACCAUCGUCGACGUCGGAGGUGGACGCGGUCACAUUCUUCGCCAACUCAAGGCCAACACCGCAGGACUGGGCGGCCGCUUCAUCCUCCAGGACCGGGCCAGCGUCAUCGCCGACAAUGGGCCGGAGAUGACCCGCCAUGGGAUCGAGCUGAUGGCGCAUGACUUCUUCACACCGCAGCCGGUCAAAGGCGCUUUAGUGUAUUAUGUGCGCCGGACGCUGCACGACUGGCCGGACGAGGAGGUACGCCAGAUCCUGGCACAUUUGGCGGGCGCAAUGGAUCGGGACAAGUCCCGCAUCCUCAUUACCGAGACGAUUAUACCCGAGGUCGGCGCUACGAUGUCCCACGCCUACAUGGACCACACCAUGAUGACGUUUGGGGGGACCGAGCGGACGGCCAAGGAUUUUGCGCGCCUGUUCGACCAGGCGGGGUUGGCUUUGGCGCAGGAGUGGAGGGCCCCCGGAGUGCCGAUGAUGGUUGUGGAGGCGCGUUUGAAGUAGAUUUCUGCCUCCAUCCCCGAGAAUCGGCGUGUUCUCUGUUAACUAGUGGGAGCUUUACGAGGAAUGACAUCCGAUGUUAUGGAGUGGCCCAAGCUUUUGUUCUGAUCCUGUAGAAUGCGGCCUGCAAAAGACUUAGCCGGGAUUAAUGUUCUUUGUACCAAUUGAUCCUUCGGAUUUGCCGACUUGGCACAAGAUGUCCGAUGUUCUUUCAGUGGUUGGUUGGUA